AUGUUCGGACAGGAUGCCGAAGCAGCAUUCGAGGAUGCACGGCAGCAUUUGCUUCAUCUGACGCUGCUGAGCGAGACCGCCAGGGUUACACCCUUGAUCCACAACGCCGAGUACAGGCUGGCAGACAUCCUGGAGCAAGAUCGCGUCUGUGCGGAGGAGCGGGAGCGGAUCAAGGCGGGGCUGGCGGAUGCUGAUGCAGAGCUCGCCAAGGUGCUAGAGGAAGUGAAGGAGAAAGGCAAGGACCUCUCCCUGCUGCGGAGAGACUUGGACGCUAUCCGCGAGGCGAAGCUGAAGAAAAUGGAGGAGCUCCAAAACCUCAAGCAGCUGAUCGAGCAGAUGAAGAAGGCCGUGGAGGAGUUGAAGUCCCAGGUUGGCAGCCAUUCUGAUGCAGUGCUUUCUUCGCCAACCAGUGCCUGUAAGUGCUACGUGGGAGACACACGACUGGAAGCUGCAGUGCAGCAGAUGCAGAAGCAGGGUGUGGAUGUGGAUGUGAGGUAUUAUCCGUUCAUGAUCGACCCCUCCACCAAGAAUUCUGGUGAGGACAAGGCAGACUAUUGCAGGCGUCGAGGAUGGGGUGGCGGCUGGAAACCUCCAGAUCUGAGGCAGUGGAAAUGGUGGCCCAACACCGAGAACGCCCAUCGGCUUUGUACGUACCUCGACGAGAUCCACGCGAGGAUGCCGGAACUGAGCGAAAAAGACAAGGUCGAAAGAAGCCACGCUUUGAUGCGAAAAUUUUACGAGCUCACCUACGAUCGGGACUGCAACAUUUCAGUGCCCGAAGGGGCUGCCCAGGCCAUCGAGGAGCUCGGUUAUGGCAGUGCAAAGGAUGCAGUGGCAUGGUUGAAUGGUGGUGGUGGACUACCAGAACUGCGGGAUGCACUUCGCAAGGUGCGAGCCGAAGGUGUGUCAAGUGUACCUCAGUAUUGUAUCCAGGCCGAAGGGUCCGGCGCCGUGGAGCCCACCGUGUUCUCGGGCGCGCAGGACAGCAGAGCCUUCUUAUCCGUCAUGCGGCAGCAGCUGUCUUAG
Molecule: messenger RNA, 1026 nt
Organism: Symbiodinium sp. CCMP2456
Lineage: Eukaryota; Dinophyceae; Suessiales; Symbiodiniaceae
Source: the annotation of a GenBank genome assembly